Messenger RNA from Melitaea cinxia (Glanville fritillary), 3991 nucleotides. RefSeq lists its product as uncharacterized. The coding region runs from base 1 to 3840 and encodes 1279 amino acids. Gene Ontology annotation, molecular function: G protein-coupled receptor activity. NCBI's taxonomy places the organism in Eukaryota, Metazoa, Arthropoda, Insecta, Lepidoptera, Nymphalidae. Gene Ontology annotation, cellular component: membrane. Gene Ontology annotation, biological process: G protein-coupled receptor signaling pathway; cell surface receptor signaling pathway. The record is from RefSeq and is a predicted model, not a curated record. The transcript has 2 exons.
AUGUCAAGUGCAAUUUUUAGUUUUAGUUUAUGGCUAUUAUUUCAUUUCGGACUACAGGACUGUCCAGAGCAGACUACAAAUGCAGGAAUGAAGGUCAAAUGGGAACAAACGGCUCCAGCAAAUAAUGUCAUAUCUAAUCCCGUUUGCUAUGCUAACGAUCGUUUAAUAACAAGAGAUUGUGUCGGUUCGGUAUGGAAGCCUUCUGCAAAAGAGUUGAGUCCAUGUAUGCAGGUUAUUAAAUAUUACAACCUUUCUGCAUGUCCACCGGGUUUUGAAAAAAUAUCAAAAAACAAUAAUGAAUACUGUUACCAAAUCCAAAAAUCGUCACCAUGGGACUAUCCCUGUUUUAAAAGUGGUGGUGCUUCUGUUAUUACAGACUUAAGCGAUGAGGAUUUGACAUCACUAUUGGAUUCUUUAGUUUUUAAAAACAUAUCACGAUAUUUUUGGUUACCGGCGAAACGAGCAAAAUUAAUUAGUCCGGUUCAGUGGUACAUCCCUGGACCGAAAUGGGGACAUCCAGUUGAAAGUAGCAAUAAUUUGACGAUUCGAAAUUUCUUAUUAAAAAAUUGUUUACUUCUCGACAUAAAACAAAGAGUUUUGAUGACAGAAUCAUGUACAGAAAAUCAUUACAAUCUUUGCUUUUAUAUUAAUGACGUACAUUAUCCCGCAAAAUGCCCAAAGAAUUAUCAUUCUUUUAGAUAUUUGCCUGAUGAGGGAGUGUGUCUUGGAAUAGAAUAUUCUUCCACAAAUUUAACUUUUGACGGAUUUAUUGAAAACAAAAUAUGUAAAACACCUAUGGGUGGUCAUGAUAUUAACGACUUAGCGAGAUAUAUUUUUAAAAAAAUAGCGAACAUAAAUAAUUUACCCAAUGAUAUGUGGUGCUGGUUUGCUUCAACCAAUUGGGACUUUGGAAACGACUCCGACAGAAAUAUAUUAAGUUGGAUAUUACCUAAAAUAUAUAUAUCAAUGAAUAAUAUUGGCGCCUUAAGUUUCUUUACUCCUACUCCACCUACACAUCUGCCUUGUAUGGCAUGCCAAACUGAAGUAAUCUAUGAAAAAACAGAAUUAAUGUUUGAAUAUGACGAUAUAAAAAAAAUAAUGUAUCUUACUAUAUACUUUCCUUCUGGUCUUUGGAAAUAUGAUCAAAAUGAUCGUGGUAUUCAAUGUUUUUCAGAUGCAAAAGGAUUUGUCAAAGUUAUCGACAUUAAUGACAUACCUUUUAUUGAAAUUGAGUCAUACAGUAAUUUGUUGAACGACACAUUAAACAUUGACAAGGUGGUAUAUGCAAUAAAUCUUAUUACAGACAGAGCAGCUCAGUAUUGGUGUGAAGGCCACACAAAGGAUUUCUCAUUGAUUAGAACUGAUAAAAUCGUUGUGAAUCCCCAAGGUGAUGAAGUUCACGUUUUUUCUCUUGUUAUAAAGAUUUUUAUCAAUCAUGUUGAAAUUCAAGUUGAUCUUGAAACUGUUAAAGAUAAUUUAUGUGAAAAUAUAACAAAUAUUUUUGGAGCUAAUAAAGUCCUUUUAAUGGAAUAUCUUGAAUAUAAUCAUGAAUAUCUAAUGAUUGCGAUGCAUAUGGAUAUUACAAUUAACGAUGUGUAUGAUAGUAAAUCACUCAAUAUUGAAAAUACAUUUAAUGAUAUAAAAAAGAUUGCAGAUACUGAACUGCUGAAACAUAAUUAUAUUUUGGUUAAUGUUUCAAGUUCAAUGUACUGUUUACCUACGACAUCUGAAGAUAAUUCACAUACACUCAAUUGGGAAUUAACACCCAUUGGGCGUAUAACAGCACCGAAACAGUUUUGUUUACAAGAAAAUGGAUUGCCAGUAAGAAGACGUUGCGCUGGUUCAUACCUUUUAGGAAGUUUUUGGGAUAAAGUAGAAGGUACCUGUAACAAAAAUUACCAACCAUCUAACACAACAACCUUUUUAUAUAAUUUUGUUAAAGGACAAGUUCCUGCAAAUGACACUUCAAGUUUUCUUACUGAUGGUCUAAGUUUUGUUUUAGGUAAUGUUAAUAUUAUCAUUCCUGCUGAUAUAUAUUAUUUAUCAAUGUCUUUACAGCAUGUACUCCAUAUUGCACAAGAAAAUGAAUCAUCAGUAGAUAUGGGAAACUUUCAAAAUAUUGCAUGGAUUAUGGACAGACUUAUGAUACUCAAUAGUAAUUACUUGAGAUUAGCUCAAACGCUUAACUCUACUAAUGUUAUAUUAGAUUCCGUAAAUAAUAUUAUUGAAAUGCUUACCCUCAAAAGUUCAUGUAUGGCCGAAAGACUUACAACAUCUAGAAAAAACAGAGACAAUAUCAUAAGUGAAUAUGAGCUUGCCGUUGAACCGCAAUUUAUUCUACAAAUUUCUUUUCCAUGGUUGAAUAACAUAAGUGGGGUGGCAGUAAUUAAUAAUGCUAAAAAUGACGAAUUUACAGAAAUGACAAUCAAACCUUUGUUUAAAAACACAACUUUAAAUGAAGUAUUAGCGUAUGAAAACUUAGAAAUUGCUACUUGGCUACCAGAUGACCUUCUCAAUACUUUAAAAGUAAAUAAAAAUGAAAGUGAUAAUGAAACAGAUACUAAUUACGAAAGUGUACACAUAAUAAUAAGCAUUUUUCAUAACGAUGCAAUAUUUCAAGAAAUAGACAGUGAUAGAUACAAGGUAAACAGUCGUAUAGUAGGAGUUUCAAUACCAGGCUUUGUAUCGAAUUUGGAAAAACCAAUGCCUUUGGUGUAUAAAGAUUUAAUACCGGCCGUUGAAGGAGCAGUUUGUGGAUAUUGGGAUUUUCAAAGUAACAGCGCUAAUAAAGUCCCAGGCUAUUGGUCAAAUAGGGGGUGUUAUUUGAGAAAAUGGGUGGAUUAUAUAAAUUAUUGUGAAUGUUAUCACCUAACGAAUUUUGGACAACUCCUAGAUCUUAAGCGAGGCCAAAACAAUAGUGACCCCAUGGAAAUUAAAAAACAUGAUAAGCCACUUAACAUUAUUUCGCUAGUCGGCAGCUUUUUGUCCUUGCUUGGUAUAAUGGGCAUUUGGGUAACAGCGUCAGUUUUCUAUGCCUGGCGGAAAAAAGCAGGCACAAAAGUUUUAUUACAUCUUUCGGCAUCCAUUGCAUUACCUCUUUUAUUCAUGAUUGUAUUUAAUUUAGAUAAUACCAUUUUUGAAGUAAAGGACGGAAUAAAUAUGCUUACUGAUUAUUCAAAAGCCGUGUGUAUCUCCUUAGGAGCUUUAUUACAUUAUUCAGUUUUAGCGAGCUUUAUGUGGAUGUUAAUUACUGCAGUCUUACAAUUUAUUAGAUAUGUGCGAGUUUUAGGCGUGUAUCGUCCUUCUAGGUUUAUGGUUAAAUUUACUCUGAUAGGAUGGGGUAUACCGUUAAUACCAGUAAUAGUUGUUCUUAUACUAGAUACGGAAAACUACGUCCCGUUAUUGGUAGCAGCUAGAGAAUAUAAAUAUUCUAUAUGUUAUCCCAGUGGUUUUUAUUUAAUUGUAAGUGUCAUCGUGCCAAUUUGCAUAAUCUUGUUAAUAAAUAUUACUCUAUUUAUUUUGGUUAUUUACGCUAUUUCUAAAGGACCUGACGGUAAAAUGAGAAGAGCUGAUCUUGACCUUAUUGGAGCCCAAUUACGAUUAUCAAUAUUUUUAUUCUUUUUACUGGGCCUUACUUGGGUUUUUGGUAUUAUAUCGUUUUCAAAUAACAUUAUUUGGUCUUAUCUUUUUUGCCUGACGUCAACAAUGCAAGGUUUUGUCCUAUUUAUAUACUUUGUAGUGUGUGACACUCAAACACGUAAUUUAUGGGUAACAUUAAUGAAACCUCAGUUUCGUCCUAAUUCAUCACGAGAAAGUAUUACAAGUAUAAGCAGUAGUUAAAUUAUAAAUAUAUAUGUAGUUUAAAUUUAUAUUAACCUUAUAAAUUUAAAACAAAGUCAUUUUUUACGAUUUCACGUGAUACUUAUACUAUAAUCUAUAAUAUAAAAAUGAGUCGCUGAAUGUGUUGCUAAGCGUAAAACUCGAGAACGGU